Adelges cooleyi (spruce gall adelgid) is the source of this 2589-nucleotide messenger RNA. RefSeq names its product proton-associated sugar transporter A (gene lovit). The record is from RefSeq and is a predicted model, not a curated record. Lineage: Eukaryota; Metazoa; Arthropoda; Insecta; Hemiptera; Adelgidae. Gene Ontology annotation, molecular function: sucrose:proton symporter activity. The transcript has 11 exons. The coding region runs from base 430 to 2142 and encodes 570 amino acids. Gene Ontology annotation, cellular component: membrane.
UCCUCUGGGUCGCUAUUGCGUGAUACACCGGAACAAAGCCUCGGCGUGCGAUUUACAUAAUACAACUACUAAGUCGCCCCAUUCGAUUGACGUCUGGAGGCAAAAAUAGAAUAGGACCAAUACAUGUCCUGUACACACACACACACACACACACACAAUAUAUAACAAGAAAAGGAAAACAAAUAACAAAACGGGGCGGCGUUGUCGCCAUAAGCUUUUUAGUCUACCCGCCAACGCAGCGCAUCGUGCAUCCACCGUCGCCCGGUCUUGGUGAAAACUUCCCCGAGGAAACAAUAGCAAUACUAUGGACUUGUGAUUUCCUUAGACCGACCUGUGGGCAUCAUCAAUAUUGAAUUUAAUAUAAAACUGUUCAUUCGCCGAUCACCGAGAUAAGCCCGAGGUCGUCGUCGUCGCCGUACCGGGCAAGCCAUGGUGGAUAAACUACACGAGUACCAAGGUCCCGUGGGAAUCGCGCACACUUGGAGGGACGCGCUCCAGGAAAGAUGGUACGGUUGGAAAGAAAACCGUCCACGAACGCUGUUGCAGCUGUUGCAGUCUUUGGGACUGGCCGAGGUGCCGGGCAGCCCGGUCGAAGACGGACAGACUCCCGCGGGUGUCGACAUGGACCAGUACUCUCAUAUUUUCAGGAAAAAAACGAGGCGCGAACUCAUCCGGAUAUCCGCUGCCGUGAUGGGAAUAGAGUUUUCCUACGCUGCCGAAACGGCGUUCGUGUCACCGACGCUUUUGAAGAUUGGCGUCGACCAUCAGCACAUGACUCUGGUUUGGGCCGUGUCGCCUUGCAUAGGAUUUUUCGUCACCCCAAUCCUCGGAUCGUUGAGCGACAGGUGUACCCUUCCGUUGGGUCGACGGAGGCCGUUUCUGAUACUACUCGCCUGUGGCGUUUUCCUGGGUAUGAUGUUGGUGCCAAACGGCGAGUCGUUGGGUCACUGGGUGGAAGGAGCGUCGGGGCCGGGCGUUUCGAAUUUUUGGCCGAUAUUUUUUACGGUCCUGGGCACGGUGCUGUUGGAUUUCGACGCGGACGCCUGUCAGAGCCCGGCCCGUGCAUACCUCUUGGACAUAUGCGUGCCAGAGGACCACGCGAAGGGUCUCAGCACCUUCACGGUCAUGGCCGGUCUGGGAGGUUUCGUCGGCUAUCUACUCGGCGCGGUGGACUGGGACUCGUUGAAAUUCGGUGAGCUGAUGGGCGGUCACGUAAGAGCCGUAUUUACUUUGGUCACAUUCCUGUUUGUCGGAUGCAUCUCGUACACUGUCAGCAGUUUCAAAGAGAUGCCGUUGAAAUUGCAGCGGUACAAUCAAACCCGGAUAAUGGUCACCGACGUCGACCAAGGCGGCGACGGUGACAAGCUCACAGACUACGCGCCAAAGUCUUACGGCACACUCGUAGACGCCCUCGAGGAGAACAACGAACCAGUUCUUAUACCGGAGCAUGCCACUUUCACGCACUACCUCAAGACCAUAGUAGUGAUGCCCACGUCGAUAAAAUUGGUGUGCUUGACCAAUCUGUUCUGUUGGAUGGCGCACGUGUGUUAUUCGCUGUACUUUACAGAUUAUGUGGGAGAGGCGGUCUUCGGCGGCGAUCCCACGGCUCCACCGGGAAGCCAGGGAAAACUGUUGUACGAGCAAGGCGUUCGUUUCGGAUCGAUGGGCAUGUCCAUGUACUCGUUGUCGUGUGCUUGUUAUUCGAGUGUCAUUGAAAAAUUCAUCAAACGCUUCGGUGCCAAAAGAGUUUACACGGGCGGUCUGCUAUUCUAUUCUGCCGGCAUGUUUAUGAUGGCCGUCACCAGGCAUAAGUUCAGCGUGAUAUUCUUUUCAUGGGCUGCCGGCGUCAUGUAUUCCACAAUGUUCACCAUGCCUUUUCUCUUGAUAGCGCACUAUCACUCCACCAACAAGUUUUCCGAAAGUUUGGGCGACAACGAACGAGUCGACGACCAAAUCAGAGGCCUGGGCACAGACGUGGCCGUGGUCAGCUCGUCAGUGUUUGUCGCCCAGUUCAUCCUGUCAAUGUGCAUGGGCACCAUAGUGAACUUUUUCGGCACCACGUCCGCGGUGGUGUACACGGCAUCGUUUUUGGGAUUUUGCGCUUCACUAAUCGCUUCGCAAAUAGUCUACAUGGACCUGUGAGUCUGUCCGGGGCACACUCGCUAGUCACCCGUUCGGCUGGAUCUGUAAAUGCCCUACAAAACUCUCUGCCUCUCACUCGUUGUGGUUGUUGUUUCACACUAUUCCUACAAAUGUUACAACGUUAAUCCAUAUAGCAGUAUUAAUAUAGUUUUCCCCAAAUAAACUCCACUCGUUAAAUUUUGCUCGAAAUUUUGUGAUUUUCGUCGCUCGUUCGGCCCAGAACGGCUACCGAGAAGUCAUCGUUACGUUUACGACGAGCAGAUGAUAAUAAUAUUAGGUAUAUUAUUACACUAUACAUCUCAUCGCAGUCCAACUGGGUCGCGGCCGCCUUUUCCUUUGGCAAUUUCAUAAAUGAUUACAAUAUAAAACCGCCGAAAGGUCGUUUGCGGACUGUUUUAUAAAUGCCACAACAAUCGAUAUAAUAAACGAGCGUAUUCCGACUUUUAA